CACGGUCGUAGGACACAUUUAAGAAGUUGCUGGAGGGAGACUGUUAAGAGAGCAGUCAAGCUGAGAGCUCGUGAAGAACACAAACAUGGAUUUAUGUCGGUGUUCGUGGCUACUCUUGAUUUUCUGCUGCUUUUCUGCCGCAAAUCCAGCAAAUUUCAAAGGUAAAGGACGUGGGUUCAUCGGCUUCAAUGACCCUUCAAACUCCAAUCAAGUCAUUGUGGACCAGAAGACAUCGGACACGCUGAAGAGCAGUCUCACCACCGUCUUCCUCCCCAUCGUCUACAUCAUCGUGUUUGUCGUGGGGCUUCCCGUCAACGGCAUGGCCAUCUGGGUCUUCCUCUUCCGUACCAAGAAGAAGCACCCGUCCUCCAUCUACAUGGCCAACCUCGCCCUGGCCGACCUGCUCUUUGUCAUCUGGACGCCGCUGAAGAUCUCCUACCACCUCAACGGCAACAACUGGAUCUACGGAGAGCCGCUGUGCAAAGUUGUGGUGAGCUUCUUCUACGGGAACAUGUACUGCUCCGUCCUCUUCAUCGCCUGCCUCAGCGUGCAGCGCUACUGGGUGGUGGCUCACCCUCUGUCGCAGCAGAGGAAGAACAACAAGGUGGCCGUCGGCGUCUGCGUGGCCAUCUGGGCCUUCGUCUGGCUCACCAGCACGCCGCUGUACCUGUACGACCACACCGCCAAGCUCAAAGACCCCAACAUCACCACCUGCCACGACGUCAACGUCAUACAGGACGCCCUCGACCCGUUCCCGUCCGUGAAGCUCCCGUACUUCUACUUCAUCUUCAUGGGUUUGGUGGUGUUCCUCGUCCCGUGCGUGGUCAUCGUCGUGGCCUACGUCCUGCUGCUCCGCGCUCUGGGGAACGCCAUGGGGGAAAGCUCGGCGGCCAAGAACCGCCAGAAGGCCGUGGUGUUGAUCGUCACGGUCCUGGUGACGUUCCUCGUGUGCUUCAUCCCCAGCAACAUCAUGCUGGUGGUGCACUACUCGCUGCUGAAGGACGGCGUGGUGAACAACGGCUACAGCUUCUACAUCUCCACGCUGUGCCUGGCGAGCCUCAACAGCUGCCUGGACCCGUUCAUCUACUACUACGUGUCCGAGGACUUCAGGAACCACGUGAAGAACACGCUGCUGUGCAGGAGCAGCAGGACGGUGGAGAGGAUGAGGGUCUCCUUCAGCUCCAUGAAGUACUCCAAGAAGAGCAACAAGUACGUGUCGGACAGCGGGAACACGCAGAGCAGCUCCUGUUAGAGAUCCAGAGAAGAGAACAUAUAGACACUCUGAUUGGAUAUCACGCCUGUUCUUGCGCUAAAGGACACUGAGACAUAUUAAUAGGUCGGUAAUAACCGACAUAAGGCCCAUCGGUCACAACCAGGUCACCUCAGGUAGUAACCAAAGAUGAACUCUUAACUGUGAAGAUUGGAGAGCGGAGGACCUUUUUAGAUGUAUGAGACUUUAUUAUGAGCUAUUUAGUGUUGAAACAUGGAUGCAUAUUUUCAUUUUUUUUAUUUAUAUAUAAAUCGAGAGAAGGUUUUUUUUAAAGGCAUAAAAUGAGUUUUUUUGUUUUUUUCCCAAGACUGUGACUGACUAGUUCACUGCACUGAAGAGACAAAAAGUGCAGGUU
This is a messenger RNA of Anoplopoma fimbria (sablefish), 1625 nucleotides long. It is a transcript of the gene f2rl1.2, whose product is annotated as coagulation factor II (thrombin) receptor-like 1, tandem duplicate 2. Gene Ontology annotation, molecular function: thrombin-activated receptor activity. NCBI's taxonomy places the organism in Eukaryota, Metazoa, Chordata, Actinopteri, Perciformes, Anoplopomatidae. The record is from RefSeq and is a predicted model, not a curated record. Gene Ontology annotation, biological process: phospholipase C-activating G protein-coupled receptor signaling pathway; positive regulation of Rho protein signal transduction; blood coagulation. Bases 86 to 1252 code for a protein of 388 amino acids. The transcript is spliced from 2 exons. Gene Ontology annotation, cellular component: membrane.